Messenger RNA from Candidula unifasciata, 750 nucleotides. The record is from the annotation of a GenBank genome assembly. Lineage: Eukaryota; Metazoa; Mollusca; Gastropoda; Stylommatophora; Geomitridae.
AUGGACUUGGCUCAAACAGCGCACCAGACACGUAAUGAUUACUUCAUGAACAGUGGAGACAGGAUUUCAUUUUUCUUUGAGGAAGAAGCUCUGGAUAAAGAUGGAAACUUACUUGUAGACAAGCUUGUGUCUGUGAACAAGAUUGGACAUGCUCUUCACUGCUUGGAUCCUGUGUUCAGUCGGAUCACUCAAAGUGACAAGGUGAAGAACCUGGCCAAAGCUGUGGGUUUUGUAGAUCCAGUCAUUUGUCAAAGCAUGUAUAUCUUCAAGCAACCCAGGAUUGGCGGAGUGGUGAGGCCCCACCAGGAUUCCACUUUUCUCAACACCAGCCCCAAGCGGUUGAUUGGAGUCUGGAUCCCCCUGGAAGAUGCCACCAAAGAAAAUGGCUGCCUGUGGUUCAUUCCUAGAUCCCACAGAAGUGGAGUCCACAAUGACCGAUACAUGGUGAAGUGCCCACAAGAAGGCAGCCAGACUGAAGGCACCACCUUCACUAACCCACCUGUGGUGUAUGAUGACAGUGAGUUUGUCCCAGCUGAGAUGAAAGCAGGAUCUGUGGCCCUGAUCCAUGGAGAGGUGGUCCACAAGAGUGAGCCCAACCGUUCAGACAAGUCCCGGCACGCCUACACCUUCCACAUGUUUGACAGCCAUGGAGUGGACUACAGCACACUCAAUUGGUCACUAAUGAUUGUAUUCAAGAUUAUACAUGAUGUAAUGUUGGUGGGUUCAUUUUAUCAUUGUAUUUUAUGUUAG